This is a messenger RNA of Vicia faba (fava bean), 345 nucleotides long. NCBI's taxonomy places the organism in Eukaryota, Viridiplantae, Streptophyta, Magnoliopsida, Fabales, Fabaceae. The record is from the annotation of a GenBank genome assembly.
AUGAGAACUCAUCAUUAUCCCUUCUUCAAUAGCGCGGAUCAUCAUCCUCUUCAUCCAAAAUCUCCACCGCGACACCUCAUCUUCGUCCCUCACGUUCUUAUUCUUUCGCAGUUCCACUUAACACCUCCGUCUCGAAUCUCAUUCUAUUCCUCAUCUCUGAUUCUCAACCUCAGCCUCACUCUAUCGUGGCAAUUUUGCUCUCCAAUUCAAACAAUAGACACGGAAAUAGUGUACAUGAUGAGGAAGAGGAAAUGCUUACCUACCGGAGAACUCCCAUGGUUCUUCAACAGUGGUGAAGACGAGAAAACUCGAAGAAGUAAGCUUUUCAGUUCUUUGCUUCUGUAG